UCAUGUCCAUCCUGCCCGGCUCUGACUGUGCUGUACUGACAGUUGUUGGUUGGUCUCUUCCGGACCGAAUGCACAGCGCAAUGGCGGUCCCUACCAGCAAGCUCUUCUCAAUCUUCUGUCUCCUGGCCGUGUUCGGUUCUUACUGCCAGAUGGCACCAGCCGCUGGCUCCGCUGCUGUGUCCAGGCACUUCCAGCUCGGCACAGCACACGUGUACCGCCUGGAGAGCACCGUGCUGUUCAACGAGUCGGGGCCCCGGGUCGGCAAGGAUGUCGGGUAUCAGGUUACUGCUACCCUUAACGUCGGGGUGCUGUGGCAGAGCCCCUUCGACCCCAACGACAAGCUGCUCCAACUAGAGCUGUCUUCACCACAACUGCAUAUCAAGUCUAGAAAAGCACCAGAACCAGAGGGGUUUGUGGUACACACAUCCAAAUUGGAGGACUUGAAGAACUUGCCAUACUUGGUGCACUGGAAUACAGGCAAGAUUGAGCAUGUUUUUCUUGCAGAGGGUGAAGACCUGUCCAUGGUGAACCUCAAAAAAGGGAUUGCUAGUCUUUUCCAGUUCCAGAUUUUAGAUGUGACUCAAACAGAAAAGGAUGCAUCUGGCAAGUGUCAGGUAUCAUACAAGUCACUAGAUCCACAUACGUUCCUCAAGACCAAGACUGAUUGCAUCUCAGGGAAAACAGUGCCUUUCAUCCUACAUCCUGACAAAGUUAUGGGAACAUCGGUUACCUCGAAGAGGGAGGCGAAGUAUGUAUUGUCAAAUGAUAUGUCUGUUGUGAAGUCCAUCAUGGCAAGUGAGACACACAACAUGGUGGUGGAGAUGUGGAAGGAUGCUGGGGGCUCUGUCAGCGCAAGGCAACACCUUUUUUUGACAGACACUGAUGGCAAAGUGCUGCCAAUCAAAACCUCAUCAGUUGAAGAAGCUGUUCAAGAAAUAGAGAAAAAUUUAAAGACAACAUUUACAAAACAAAUUCUGGUAACAGAAAGGGAGCCACCAGCCUGCCAAGAAGAUUGUCCUACACUACAUAAACUUGUGAAGGAGAAUCAUGACCAUCUGAAAGAUGAGAACAUUGGAACAACACGCUCAGCCACUAUAUUCAUCAAACUCUUGAAUGUUGCAAGGGAAUCGAAGAUGGAAGAUAUUUACAAAGUUUUGAAGAGUUCAAAAAACAAGGAUAUACUGUUGCAGUUGUGUGACUUGGUUGGAGCUACACAGACAGUAGCGGCACAUGAGGCUGCAAGGAAGUUCCUCCAUCUGGACUUGGAGUCAGACCUGGACAUGAAUGAACGUUACUUUUGGGCUCUCUCACUCGGCUCACAUCCACAGCAGCAGGUCAUCAAGGAUGUACUGACGUUAACAUACAAAGACUUCCCAGAGAAGCUGUCAGAGACUCUGGUAUUGACAGUUGCAGCUUUAACUAACCGGUUCAUGAAGCUGCCAGGGAACAGUCAGCACAAGGUAAUUGGGGAGGUAAAGAUGUCACUGGUAGAUGGUCUGUCCAAAUGUGCUAAUGAAGAAUGCAAGCAGAAAUAUUUACGUGGCUUGAAGAACCUGGGGAUUAGAGACACUGUGCCGCUGUUACUGCAACAUGCUUUGUCUGGAACCAAGAAGACAAGUGUCACUGCAAUGAAAGCCCUGCGAUCAUUGCCACCUGCUGCUUGGGAUGACGAUGUUAAGACAGCAGCGACACGGAUAUAUUAUCAGCUGGGUAAAAGGUUUGACACCAGUUCUAGAACUCUGGCUGCAGACAUUCUGCUGGAGUCUAAACCAAGCCGUGAAGUUCUUCGAGAACUCCUCCUAUCUCUGGCCUCGAGAGCAGAUCCAACUUAUGAAGUGCAACAGUACGUGCUGCAGAGGAUUAACCAGAUUAGUGACAGAGAUCCAAACUUUGGUGCACAAGUAGUGUCUAUAAUACGAGAAGAACACAAGAAGCUCAACAAUUACCAUGUGAUGGGUCAGCGAGGGCUCUCGACUGCUUUCAUGAGGUCAUUCCUCUCCAGUCCAAGUGGGAAUGGCAGCCUGGUUGCAAUUCAGGAGAUAGCUGGUGGGAUCCUCAAGAGAGGUCUUGUUGAUGUUGUCUUGGAAACCCAGGGAACAUCACAGGAAAUCUUCACACUGGGUCUCUUUGCUGGAGGUCUGAGUUCAUUCGUCUCAUCUGAUGAGGAGCCAGUUGAUUCAGAAGAACCAGAAGAAUCUGCCACUGCUGGCAUGGAGAUAACAGCGCUGGGAGUUCAAAUGCGGCCAUUUGUAUUCUUCAGUGGACAGGGUGAACUCAUGGGACAUGUCUGGUCAGGAACUGGAUCAGAGAAAACACCAGCCUUCCAGACGCUGGCAUUGCUGCAGGACCAUCUACAGUACCUUCCCCUCCAGUCUGGAUUCGUUGCUGAACUGAACUUGAUGGGUGUUGUGUCAUUUGAUUUGUCUGGACAAAUUCAGCUCAGCUUGUGGAACAGAAAUGCACAUUCACUUGUUGAGAAAAAUGCUGGCAUCAUGAUACAGGGUGUCAUGAAGGUUGACUCAUCAUUCGUGAGGAGCCAAGUGGAGUUCACCCUUGCAACAGAGGCGAAACUGAAUCUUGUGUCAGACAUUGAUUUCUACAACAGUGUUGCCCUCUGCCUUCAGUUAAGAUCUCCAGACUCAGUCAUUAAACAUAAUGUGUACAAGGUUGAGCGGAUCCCUGGCAGCAAACAUAGGUUACGCAAGGCAAAGUACAAAGUGAUGAAGGUCCCUGGCAAGACCUAUGCUCUCAACAGGAAGAGUAAUGAAAUGUGCAAUGUCAUAUUCAAGGAAUAAUGUGAUGUGAACCACUAACACUGAAUGUGACUCGUCAUAAAUGGGGAAAAGCAGCAGUCAACAUUUGUGAAUAUUAAUUAAUAUGAUGCGUGUCCUGCAGUAAUUUAUCUACAUGUAUCUUUUGUACAUAAUACAUUCCUUAUUUACAGA
This is a messenger RNA of Cryptotermes secundus, 2945 nucleotides long. RefSeq names its product microsomal triglyceride transfer protein large subunit (gene Mtp). Lineage: Eukaryota; Metazoa; Arthropoda; Insecta; Blattodea; Kalotermitidae. Gene Ontology annotation, cellular component: endoplasmic reticulum; basolateral plasma membrane; Golgi apparatus. The coding region runs from base 3 to 2795 and encodes 930 amino acids. Gene Ontology annotation, molecular function: lipid binding. The record is from RefSeq and is a predicted model, not a curated record. Gene Ontology annotation, biological process: lipid transport; lipoprotein metabolic process. The transcript is spliced from 16 exons.